CUCUGCUGAUGGCUUAGGGGCGCCAUGGUGGAGCAGACCUGGCGUUUUCGGCCAUGGGUGCGAGAGCCAGUGCCCCUGGGCAUGACCUGCAAACCCUGGUGGAAAGACCAGCUGCCUUCCAAGUGUUUCGCAAAGCACAAAAACAAGCUUCUCCAGUUUCCCACCUCUCUGGACAGUCGGCGCUGGAUAUUUGUUAAAGAAGGUCUAGAUGACUUCAGGAAAGGUUGUCCACUUUCCAAAGGUUUGAUCACUCGUGGCACCAAGGAAGCCUUUCUCCCUAUGGUCGCUCACAGAGUCCCGCAGUCUGGCACCAAAAAGAGGCCGAGAAAGCCACCCAAGGUCACAAGCCUGUGCACCACAUUAUCUUCAGCCCAGCAAGCACGCAAGGCAUUCUUGCAUGACCUUGAGACCUGUAUUACUCAGGAUCCUUCAGCUCUCUUCUCCACUCUGGAAGAAGAUGUACCUGCAGAUUUCUUGCUAAAAGCACGCGAAGUGCUGGAUCCAGACUGGAAACUCGAACACAUAUUAGAUUAUUGCGAGGAUCACAGGAAAGAAACCAAGAAAUCUACCAAGUUUUUUAAAAAACAUGAACCGAAAGACUUACCUAGACUUCCUGAGAUUCGUCAGCCAAGUCGAUACAAAUUUCUUCAGGAAGACAAGAUAAGCAAACUGUAUUUCCUCAGUACUCUUCCACGUAGUUAUAUGCCACAGGGAGUUCGAGACUUCUGCAAAUGGGUCGCUACUUUGGGAGACACAGGCAUCAAUGAAGAGUUUCUGCUGAAACGAUUUGACAUUGGCUUUGAGUUCAAGCCAACCUAUGAUGCGACCGAAAUAAAGCACGUAAAUCUGCUUCCUUCUGAGCUCAAAUACUGCAAGGGGCUAAAGAAAGUGAAGGAGAUGAUAUUCGCCAUACAGGAAACAGAUUUUGAGAAGAAAGUUCAGAAAAUAAAGAAUCCCUAUCAACAGAAGCAUGAGAAAAUAAGGUACGGAGCAUGGUACCUAAAGCCCAAAAUGUGGAAAAAGCUAUUAAAUGACGAGCCUUUGAUUGACCCUAAGAUCUUAAGUAAAGCUCAGCGUGAAUCUAUUCCUGAUGUUAUUGAAGAUCUCUAUGCAACAAUUGCCUUUAAGGACUUCAUUAUAAACAAAGGCUACAAUAUGCCAGGAAUCCUUGAGCAGUUGUUCACCAAGAAGGGAUGGACUUAUGACAAGUUUGUGACCCCCAUACCAAAAGCAGUAGAGGCUCAUGACAAAGUACAAGCUACUUUUGAACAAGAUGACUAG
This is a messenger RNA of Cavia porcellus (domestic guinea pig), 1281 nucleotides long. RefSeq names its product protein FAM47A-like. The transcript has a single exon. Bases 25 to 1281 code for a protein of 418 amino acids. The record is from RefSeq and is a predicted model, not a curated record. Gene Ontology annotation, biological process: transcription initiation-coupled chromatin remodeling; protein localization to chromatin. Lineage: Eukaryota; Metazoa; Chordata; Mammalia; Rodentia; Caviidae. Gene Ontology annotation, cellular component: chromatin.